Molecule: messenger RNA, 1155 nt
Organism: Symbiodinium necroappetens
Lineage: Eukaryota; Dinophyceae; Suessiales; Symbiodiniaceae
Source: the annotation of a GenBank genome assembly
AUGUUUUAUCGAAGUGCAUGCGCCCGGCAUUUCCUGUCGCAGACAGGCUCAGGACGUGUUAUGCGGCAGCACAGGAUGGUGCGAAAAGCAUGGGCGGUCGGCGUGUGUUCGAUUGCAGUUUUGCUGGCAUUAGGCAAGCAGCACAGUCAACUCUUCACACGAGUGGUACGGGCGCCGCCGGCAAGUGUAGCUCCACUCUCGCACGGGGAUUUGGCCCAGGGUGCGCGGUCUGAGUUCCUCGAGUCGUGGAUCACAAGCAAGCGCCACAACCAAUUGACUUGGCUGCCUGCAGAGAGACGACUGGUGAACAGCCAGUUUUCUUCCAUACUCGUUCUUGGCGAUUCGUACGCUGAUGACGUGGAUAUGGGCUUCUUUUGCUGGCCAUCUCGCCUUGGGAAGAGACUGAAGUUGCUAGUCCUGAACGUUGCUCGGGGCGGCUCUGAAUCAGCUCACGUCAGCGCGCAACUGGAACGUGCACAUGCCUGGAAGCACGAAGACUUCACACUGGACAUCCAAAGCCUCCUCAUCUUGCACACAGGCGGCAAUGAUGCUUUGCACUCCUUGAGGAACCCUCGGAUGCUGGCACUCUUGAUCUCAGAUCUCUAUAGUCUUCGCAAUUCUAUGGAAGACCAGCUUGAGUUGAGCUUUCCAAGAGAGCUGGGCAAGGCCGUCACUUCAAAACUCGACAAUUUCUUUGCCAGCGCCGCUGUACAUGGGCACCGCCACAUCGUCCUUAGCACGUUGCCCAUCAUCUCCUGCCUGCCGUUGGCAAGGCUUCUUGUCCAGCUUCUGGUGCCCGGUGCGAGUGCCGGCUUUGUGACCAGGAGCUUGCGAGCGCUCGGGCGCUCCAUCAAUCAAUGCGUGUGUGGGGAUAUCCAAAGCCUCGCGGCUAAGCAUGGGGUCUAUGCACAAGUCUUUGACGAGGCCUCCCAGCUGGAGUUGUUGGCAGAAGAGGCAGGGGCCUCGCAGCUCGGACUGUCGGACGGCUUGAGGCUUGUGCUUCGACAGCUUCAGCGGAUCCUUGCCGGACCCGUGAAAGACUCCGGUUUCUGGCACGAUGGCCACCACCCCGCCUCAGAGGCUCACGAGCGCCUCGCAGAGGAAGUGGAGAGGAUCCUGCACACUUCUCCGCCUCCCGGCGCGACCCUCCGUUGA